AUGGCGCUCACAUCUAUAUUAUUCAUAACGAUUUGCUCGACAUGUCUCUUCUUUCAAACUGGAGAUGCCGCCUCUGAAGGCACAGUAGUUGGUGGUGACGGGGGUAUCAAAGCAGGUCUAGAUGUUGGUAGUGGAGCAGGAAUCAAAGCAGAACUAGGUCUUGGUCGUGGAGCAGGAAUCCAAGCAGGUCUAGGUCUUGGUCGUGGAUCAGGCAUCAAAGCGGAACUAGGUCUUGGUCGUGGAGCAGGAAUCAAAGCGGGUCUAGGUCUUGGUAGUGGAGCAGGAAUCAAAGGAGGUUUAGUGAUUGGUGGUGACGGUUUACGAAAUGUACGCGAUAUUUUAUUAGCGAGACGAUUAGGUCGUUUACCGCGUGGUAUAAUCAGCUCCAAAAUAGGUGGAGGUAAAAUCCGUGGAGAAAUAGAUGGUGGUAGUGAAAGUUCAAGAACUGUUAAAAGAGAAGUAAUCAUAGAUCCAGGUCAAGAAGAUGUUAAAGAAACAACGCAACGCAAAAAAAUUGUCAAAACAAGAGAGAUUAAAGAAGUUCCGGUUGAAGAUGAAUCUUCCACAGUAACACGCAAAAGGACAAACACGAAAACUACUAUUGAUGAUGAUAGUGACAGUGACAGUGCUUCAAGUUCUGAGACAAAGAAAACUGUGAAAAGAUCUGUUGUAUCUAGUGGCGAUUUUGGUGACGAGUCUUCCUGA
Schistosoma intercalatum is the source of this 705-nucleotide messenger RNA. The record is from the annotation of a GenBank genome assembly. NCBI's taxonomy places the organism in Eukaryota, Metazoa, Platyhelminthes, Trematoda, Strigeidida, Schistosomatidae.